Molecule: messenger RNA, 6970 nt
Organism: Helicoverpa armigera (cotton bollworm)
Lineage: Eukaryota; Metazoa; Arthropoda; Insecta; Lepidoptera; Noctuidae
Gene: Smox
Product: mothers against decapentaplegic homolog 3
Exons: 12
Coding region: 162-1508 (448 amino acids)
Biological process (GO): activin receptor signaling pathway; positive regulation of transcription by RNA polymerase II; SMAD protein signal transduction
Cellular component (GO): heteromeric SMAD protein complex
Molecular function (GO): RNA polymerase II cis-regulatory region sequence-specific DNA binding; I-SMAD binding; DNA-binding transcription factor activity, RNA polymerase II-specific
Source: RefSeq, a predicted model, not a curated record
UCUUUGAUUUGUUGAUUGACAAGUGAACUGUCAUUCACAUUCGCAAUAUGGCCGAGAGUUGUAUCUAAAUACGGAACAUAAUAAUUGUGCGCGAAUAUAUAAUUUCCCAUGCAAAUGAUACUUUGUUUAUUUUAAUGACUUAGUGAGUGAAGUGUCGCGGUAUGUUUCCCUUAACUCCACCGGUCGUGAAACGGCUGUUAGGGUGGAAAAAGGGCCCCGAGGGUUCAUCUGCUGCCGAAGAUAAAUGGUCUGAGAAGGCAGUGAAGAGUUUAGUUAAGAAAUUAAAGAAAAGCGGAGCUCUCGAAGAAUUGGAAAAGGCGAUAUCAAGCCAAAAUAGUCAUACGAAAUGCGUAACUAUUCCCAGAGUGAAACCUAAUGAGAACGUGAUAAACGGACAGUACCGCAAAGGAUUGCCGCAUGUUGUUUACUGCAGGCUGUGGCGUUGGCCGCAGCUACAGAGCCAGCAUGAGCUAAAGCCAGUGGAUCACUGUGAAUACGCUUACCAGUUGAAGAAAGACGAGGUCUGCAUCAACCCUUAUCAUUACAAUAAAAUUGAUUCACCCGCAUUGCCCCCGAUCCUAGUGCCCCGGCACGGAGACAGCGAGGUCCGCGCGCCGCCGCCCUACACGGACUAUCACCAGCCGCAUCACGAACACACUGACACUGUGAUGCAGAGCGGCGGCGUGGUGGGCGUGGGCGCUCACAGCGCCAUGUACCUGGAGGCCACGCUCGCGCAGCAGGUGCCGGGCAACACCACCGUGCAUGUGAGCUCAUCAACGGUGGAGACACCUCCUCCGGGCUACAUCAGCGAGGACGGAGACCCGAUGGACCAUAACGACAACAUGAACUUAACCCGUCUAACCCCAUCCCCGCCUGGCCUAACAGCCGAGGCAGCCCCAGUCCUGUACCACGAGCCAGCGUUCUGGUGCAGCAUCAGCUACUACGAGCUCAACACGCGCGUGGGCGAGACCUUCCAUGCCUCGCAGCCCUCCAUCACCGUGGACGGCUUCACCGACCCCAGCAACAGCGAGAGGUUCUGCCUAGGCCUGUUGUCUAACGUGAAUCGUAACGAGGUGGUGGAACAAACUCGCAGACACAUCGGCAAAGGAGUCAGACUGUAUUAUAUUGGCGGCGAAGUAUUCGCGGAAUGCCUGAGCGACUCGUCGAUAUUCGUGCAGAGCCCCAACUGCAACCAGCGCUACGGCUGGCAUCCCGCCACCGUCUGCAAGAUACCACCAGGCUGCAACCUGAAAAUCUUCAACAACCAGGAGUUCGCAGCGCUGCUGUCGCAGUCGGUGUCGCAGGGCUUCGAGGCGGUGUUCCAGCUCACGCGCAUGUGUACCAUACGCAUGAGCUUCGUCAAGGGAUGGGGGGCUGAGUACAGACGUCAAACAGUGACAUCGACGCCGUGCUGGAUCGAGCUGCACCUGAACGGUCCGCUGCAGUGGCUCGACCGCGUGCUCACGCAGAUGGGCUCGCCCCGCCUGCCCUGCUCCUCCAUGUCCUAGACCCUCCACAGAGUAAAGAGAAAGAAGUUAUACUCACACACAAUGUACAGAGUUAGCUCAAAACAAUGAAUACCUCCUUUUUGAGUCGUAGGCUUAACGUGAAGGGACAUAAGUAUUCAUAGAUUUAGCUUUUACUUGCAAAAUAUAAAGUAUAUGUGUCACAUUCUAGAAAACCACACAUAAAAUAUUAUUACCACCAAAAAACAAUAAUAACGCUAUAAAAUUCAGCGAAUAUAUUUUACGAGCUGAUAUAUCACAGACAAAAAUAUUCAAAAAAUAUAUUAUUGUAAAUGGCUAAAAAGAUUCCCUAUAAAAAAUAUUAAAAUUGUAAUACAUAUUUCCAUUAAAAUAUGGGUAAACUAAGUCUUUAACAAAUCUAUGAAUAUUUGUGUAGUCUUCGCACGCAAUAUUUGAUAAUAAACAAUACAUAUAAAAUAUAAAUGUUUUAAUAAAAUUAGAGUUUACUGUGCAAAGAGUAUUAUUUUUUCUCUUAGAAAAUAAAAACCUUGUUGAAGUUUUUCCACUCGCUAAAUAGCGCAGUUGCGCAAAAUUUUGCGCUACAUACAUAAUGGUGAAAUAAAAUUUUAUUAACUUUUCAAUCACUUUGGAGUCACUUUGCGCUAAAUAGCGCAGUUUGCGCAAACUUUUGCGCUUGCUAUUUUGAAGGAAAAGAAUUAAUACUUUUUGCACGGAACCAAUAUGUAAAUCAAGUCUGUGAUUAAUUAUUGCGUAUUGUUGGCGAAAUCACAAAUAAAUACAAACAUUCAACCUCCUCCUUUUUGGGAAGUCGGUUUAAAAUAAACAGCUAUGUCAAAAUGUAUGAAAAAGUGAAAAAAUCUCUCGAUGCAUACGGAAUUGAUGAUUGUACCCUCCCUUUUUCUAAGUCGGUUAAAUAUUUAAAAAUACGAUUUCGUCAAUAAUAUGCAAAAAUAUAUGAAACAGCGUCACUUUUUGUACGUGUUUAAGGAAACGAAAUUAUUUUUAUUUGUUAUUGUACAUGUAAGAAUUAAAAAUGUGAAUCAAUAUGCAAUAUUUUUAAGUCGACGUUAUGUACAGUAUAUAAAUGAUAAUAAUCAUUUUGAUAGGAGACUACUUCCUAAUUCUGCAGGUCAGAACUAAAUCUAAAUAUACCUCGUUGCGAGGGAAAUACUUCCCGCAUAUGGAUAUAAAAUAGGCUAUAUGAAUUCUGAUAAAUAAGCUAUUUUACUGUCAAGUUUCAUCAAUAUACAUUCAAUAGUUUUUGCGUACAAGAGUCACAAACAUACAUUCUUUCAAACUUUAUAAUAUGUGUAUUAAAAUUCAUAAUUAAACACUCUUCUUGCUAUGUCGACCGACAUACUUUACAAUUUGUCAUAAGAAAGGAUUUUUUAGAAAGUUGUACCUACGUGGGUGAAGCCACAGCUAAACAUAAGUAUCAUUAAUAUAUUGUACAUAAUGUUUUCAAGAACAAUUUACUCUUAAAAAAAGCAACAAAAUAAUUACACUAUUGACAUAAUUUCGCCAUCGCAUCGUGCAUUUAUCAAUUUUAUUAUAUUAUUAGCACGGAGAAGCGAAAGAUAAGCGGAGAUACCAUAACGCAGGUAGGUCAAGCACCUUCUAGGUCAUAACGAUCAAUUACGAGUGAACUAACGAGGCGUUCGGGUCCCUUGACACAUCUGUCGAAGAUUUUUGGUUUUACAAAAAAUGGGCGGGUUCCAAAGAAGGCGGGGCUUAACGUUCCUCGUCCCCCGAACACCCGCAUGUUGUCGACGCUAAUUUCUAAAGCCGGGUUUUCACAGUAAGAGUUGGCUCAGAUCGAGUGCACUCGUACGAGUCAGCUUCGUACAAGUGUCCACGGAUAGUGGUUUAAUUUAAUUAAUUAAUAAUUUAUAUUAUUCUAUUCUAUUCUAAUUGUCGCCAUAUUGUUGUUUCAUAAAAAUGAUCCACAGAGUACAUUGAAAUGAUCCGAGUAAGCUCGAAAAAUAGAGCAGAGUCCGAGUCUACUCGGAUUAGACGUUGGCGUCCGAGUGCGCUCAGAUUACGUGUUUACAUGAUACGAGUAGCAUCCGAGAAGACAUCCGAGCGCACUCGGUCCGAGCCAACUCUUACUGUGAAAACCCGGCUUUAGGAGAUUUUCCGUUAUGAUAUCUCCGCUAGUCACUUCAUUCUCCUUGAUUUUAUUAAAAAACCAAUGUGUAUUGUAUACAUAGUUGUUUUUUUUAUUAUUAUUAAUAUUAAACGUCAACUAUAGUUGUGUGGUUUAUGAUAGUAAACUUUUAUGUUUUGUGGGAAUAAAGUUCGAGUCUUGGACGGUGAAAAAAUUGCGAUCUCUAAAGCAUUUUGACUAUGGUUUUUGACGGAAAAAGUUUGGUGUAUAUUGUCUACGGUGAUACGAAGAAUUACCAUAAAUAAAGAGUAUUACAAAAGAAAAGCUUUUCACUAUGGUUUUCGAUCGAAAAAGUUUGGUGUUGUAUAUUGUCUAUGGUUGUAAGAAACUUACCAUAAAUACAGAGUAUUUUGGAAACAGUUAGAAUUUCACACAAAACAUACGAGUGAGUAAAGAAAAAUGUAAAUAUAUCUACGUUUUUGAUUUAAUGUUUUUUAAUUAUUAUUUUCUAUGGAUUACUGUGUAACCUUAGUUGUAAUCGAACGGUUAUUUAUAUCUAAAGAUUUGUACUGUCAUUGCGAUGCAUUGCUUGAAAAGUUGAAUUUUAUUUUAAACAUACUUUCACAGAUUUUCAUAUCGAUAAAAUAAUCUUACAUCUGUUCAAUAGUAUUAUUACUUAAAGAGUUAUCAAGUUAGACUAAAGCAUUUGGUUGUAAAUUUUUUAGAUUUUUCAAUAAUCAUCAUCAUCAUCUCAGGCAUAGGACGUCCACUGCUGAACCUAUGCCUCCCCCUUAGAUCUGCACAGAUACCUGUUGGAGGCGACCUGCAUCCAGCGUCUGCCGGCGACCUUUAUAAGGUCGUCUGGCCACCUUGUUGGUGGACGUCCCUUGACCAUAUUACUUUUUUAAAUUAGUGAAAACAUAUUGUAAUAGGCAAUGCAUCUAAAUGAAAUGCGACAGGGGUUUCGCGAUUAAACCCUGCCACGUAGCGAGUAAUUGGCACAUUAUAUUAUAUAUUUACUUAUUACUUAUUGACUUGAAAAUCUAAAAAAAAAAAGCUAAAAGAGAGGUUAUUUUGGACAAGUUUUAAGACGUAUAUGCGACAAAAUUGGUAAGUAUAUUUGCCAAAUAUAUUGUACAAACAGAAAUUGAACAUCUUUGGCAGUCGUUACUAGUAGUCAGAAGCCAGUAAGUCUGCCACAGUCUGACCAAGGGGUAUUGGGUUGCCCGGGUAACUGGGUCGAGGAGGUCAGAUAGGCAGUCGCUCCUUGUAAAGCACUGGUACUCAGCUGCAUCCGGUUAGACUGGAAGCCGACCUCAACAUAGUUGGGAAAAGGCGUUCAACGUAUUAAGGCGUAGAAGUCAUUGAGAUACUUAUAUUUGAAAAUCUAUUUGUUUCAUAAAUUGCAUGUAUACUUAUCAAUUUUGUCAUUUAUACUGAGAGAAAAGGUAUUUUUAAUAGAUGGAUAGGGAUGUCUGAAAAACGGUGGCUUUGAAUUUUCUUUGAAAAAAUAUUUAUUGAUGGAUAAAAAAGCAGCUACAAGAACAAAAAGUGAUUAUUUUAAUAUUUUUUAAAAUAAAAUUUCAAAGCCACCAUGUUUUUCAUAAAUGUAGUGAGAAUGUAUUAUCAUUUUAAAAUUAUUAUUGUUUUUUAUGGAAAUCAUGUGAAAUCUUUAUUUAUUCUACCAAUUUGUUAUAUUAGUAUUGUUUGCUAAGCACAAUCAAAUCGACAUUUUGAAAUAAUAUAUUACCCUUUAUAUAAGGUGACCGGUAAUUAGUGAUCACAUGGUCACCCAUUCACGGACCGACCACGCCAAGCGUUGCUUAACCUGAUGAUCGAUCGGCUUUGACUUGCUCAUGAACUCUUGAGAUUAAAAAGUAAUGAGUAUAGAAAAAACUUACUUUAGGUAAGUUGUUUGAAAUCAUGUUUAGAAUCACGUAUUCAAGUAUCAGUCAUUAAUUACCAGUCAUCCUAUACAAUUUAGUCUUCCAAACUAUUUGAUUUUAGUUAUGUAUUGUUAAGAAAACAGUUUCAAUACGGCAAAAAAAUGAUUUUAAUCCAUUACGCACCAAUAUCCACUAAAUAUAAAUUUUAACAUAAUUCUGUCUCAUUUUAUUAGACAGAGAUAGAAAUAUGUUUAAUUACUAUUUAGCGGGAAUUUUUUGAACUGGUGUUGCAAGCUUUAAAAAAAUAUUUUCUUCUAUGUUAUUUGUUUUUAAAAUACAUUCUCUGUGUAACGGUUAAUAUCGUGGUUCGGUGCUAGAUUGAUUGGUUAGAGGGUAGAAGUGAGAUCGCUUCUAGUGACAGAUUUACAUACAAAAUGUAAGAUUUUUUAUAUGUAUCACAACACUUUGGAUUUGUUGGGUAAAGUAGGUUCAACCUAGUGAGGAAAUGUUAAAAGGGGAAACGUUAAAAAGAAAGAUCCGAUUAUAAAUAAAACAUUCGAAUUGAGAACCUUCUUUUCGAGAAGUCGGUUAAAAAUAGUUUGAACCCAAUUGUUAUUGUAAGAAAGUACAAUUUAUCAUUUUGUUUUUAUAUAUCAAUGACGACGAAAAAAACGUGUUAAUUUGUUUAAAAUACUUUAAUUAUUAUUAUUAAUUUGUGACUAGGCGUACGAUCAACGGUUUUUUUUAUUAUUAUUAUUUUGUCAUGAAAAUAAUGAAUUUAAUAGGCAAUUAGGAGAUUGUUGGUUUUUCAACUGAUUUGCUUGUUGCGUUGUAAGUUAAUUAUUGAUAAACAUUGUGGUAAUAUUUUGCAGUUUUUCAUCAUCUUUUACUAAAAAUUCGUCAGUGGUUAAAAUGUGAUAGAAUGGCGUUUGAAAAACUUGUUUGACACACAGAGCAGCUAAAAUUAGAGUGAGAAAAAUAAUAUACUAGGUGAGAAAUACUGCAAAAUAUUGUCUCAUGUAUGCAGCGUUAAUAUAUUUAUAAAUACCGGCUCUUUUUAUUAUUAUUGUAGAUGAUUUUGGUGUCUGUUUAUGAAAUAAACAAUAAUAAAUACAUAGAUUUUCCUCUUAUAUAUUUUCAAAGAAAUAUGUCAUUCUAUGUAGUAUCAUAAGUACAAGAUAUUACAUUUUGCUAUUUUUUUAACGGUUAAAAUUAAAGAUUAUUUAAAAUUCUACCAAUUUGGUAGUUAUUUUUGUGUGCUGGUAACCUUACUUUUUCAUAGCCACAUUUUAAUAAUAUGUAUUUUGUUAGUUUAUUUGAUAAACAGACACCAAAAUAGUAUAUUUAGUAAUAAGUUUACGUUAUCAAUAGUGUAAGUUGUACCAUAUUUAUGUUUUACUGGCUUCCAAACUUUAUUUGCGGCGGUCUCACUGCGUGGGAUGUGUUAGGAAUAUUAUAUGAAAAUAACUACCAAUAAACGUGUGGUUUUU